GCCGCCUAUCGCCCGGCCACAAAACACACACAAAAACACGGUAACAACGGCAAGAAACAGCAAGAAGAGCGUGUGCGACGGAUAACGGAAAAAGGCGAGUGGACCAAAUAUGCAAAUGGUCACUAGAUAAAAUCAUCUCAACUUGGCCAGAGACUUGACUGGUUACAAUGGAGUUGCGUGAUUUACGCGCACCCGCAUCGUCAGUCCAUCAAUGCAACAGCAAUUGUGACUGCAACUGCAACAAUUGCAAUCAUGGAGGUGGCACGGCUGGUGUCGGUGUUGGCGCUGGUGAACUGGGCGAUAUAUGCAUUGGUAGCGCCAGUGUCCAACGGAUGCCAACCCGUGCCGAUUUGCUGAUGGAGCAACUGAAUGCUUCGAAUGCGAAAAAGGUGGCGCUGCUGCUUGUCAUCGGAUUUGUGCUCUACCAUGGCCUGCUCAACUGGAACUAUGGCAGCGACUCCUGCCAAUGGCUGCUGUCGAAGGGUCGCUUCAAGGGCGACAACGAGUGGCAGCCCUACGGCUGCAUGAUGCACAAAUACUCCUACACCGAUACGCGACGCUGCCUGCGUUAUUUGGCGUUUUUUGGGAACAAGAAUAACUUUGUGUUCAUUGGGGACCGGAGUGUGCGGCUGCUCUACCAGCGUUUCAUCGAGCAGCUGCAUCUGCCGCAAUCGGAAACGGACCCGGUCACAAAUGAGAGGCAAUCGGAGCAGACUGGCGACACGGACCACGAUACGAAUGGAUCGUCGCGAAUGCAGUCAUCGGCUGCUGGUGCUGGUGUGGCCCGAUUCGAGGAUAAGAAACUGCAAAUGCUGGCGCAGUAUAUACGCGCCGAGGAGGUUAGUCCGGCGCUGAUCGAUCACAUGUAUCAGCUGGAGCAGGAGAAACAGCUGUCCUCCUUCUAUGUGCUGGGCUUCACCUAUGGCACCCUGUUGGCGGGCAAUGUUACCGACGAGGUGUUGCGCCAGUAUAGAUUCAAUCUGACGCUGCUGGUCGCGCCCAUCCAUCGCCUGGUCGCGCAAACAUCGCGCGUCCUCUGGAAACUGACGGAACGUGUCGACGAGGAGAAACUGCCGCCUGCAUGGAAGUUGCUGCUCAACGAUGACAUCGAUCGACUGAACAAUGUGGCGCGCAAUGUCUUUCGGUAUACGGACGCGACAAUUUGGGAGUCAGCCGAUCACAUUGCCAACGGGCUCGUCGAUAAUGCACUCGAUGGCCAUCGGUUGAGUGCCCAUGGUCAGCGGCUGCAGGUGCAAUUGCUGUGGAACAUGUACUGCAACGAUCAGAUGAAUUAUAAUGAUGGCACCUGCUGCAGCAGUGCCGAGCCCCACACCAGUCUCCAGAUAGUGGCAUAUGCACUCUUUGGCGUCUGCAUUACGCUCGUCUGCGGCAUGUGCCUGCGUCGCUGGAUGCUCCAUUUGCGCGGCCAGACACUCUAUGUGCCGCUCCAACAGCAGCCGCCGCCGCCGCCGACCAACAGCGGCAGCAGUCAUCCGCAUCAGCAGUCGAGUCAACAGCAUCAGCAUCAGUCAACACAUCAUUAUCAAAAUCAGCAUCAGCAUCAUCAUGCCCUGGCUGUGCUCAUCACGGACUAUGGCACCCCGCUGGUGGCUCUGUCGCUGCUGGGCGUGAUUAUGGGCUAUUUCUAUUUGUGCGAUCGAACCAAUUUCUUCAUGAAGGAGAACAAAUACUAUUCGGAGUUCAGUUUUUGGAUACCGGUGGGCUAUGUCUUUGCGUUGGGCCUGUUCUUCACCGAGGAUUCACGCUUCACCAAGGUGCUCAACCAGGAUCAGACGGACGAGCUGCGCGGCUGGAUACUGUUGGUGGUGCUCAUUUAUUAUAUGACCGGUGCGCAACGUAUUCUGCCCAUCCAUAUGCACAUCAAGCUGCUCAUCUCCGGCUAUUUCUUUCUCACCGGCUACACACACUUCACCCACGUGUGGCAGACGGGUGGCAGUGGCUCGAUGUUUGUCCGCUUCUUUCAGGCGAUGUUCCGCGUGAACUUCCUCAGUGUGCUGCUCUGCUUCUGCAUGAAUCGACCGUAUCAAUUCUAUUACUUUGUGCCACUGCUCUCCUUCUGGCUGUGCAUCGUUUAUUUUGUGCUAUCGCUGCCGCCACGCAUAACGGCCGCCUCUGUGGAGGCGAAUCCGUUGCACUAUCUGUAUUUGGUGUGCAAGUGCAUUGGCUGUUUGGGCGUCAUAACUGUCCUGUUCAUGUCCGAGGUGUUCUUCGAGCGCAUCUUUGUGACGCGACCGUGGAAGGCACUGUUUGUGACCACAGACGAUGACAUCCACGAGUGGUGGUAUCAAUGGAAACUUGACCGCUACACGGUCACCUUUGGCAUGAUCUAUGCGGCCUGCUUUCACAUUGCCCACAAGUACAAUGUGUUCGAUGACAACAAUCAUGGCAAUCUAUUCUCGCGUCGCACAUCCAUAUCGGUGACACUGCUCGCACUGCUUGGCGUCGGCAUCUAUACGUCCUUCUCGUUUCUGUGCCGCAACGUACAAAACUGCGAGGAGAUCCAUUCAUAUAUCGUCUUCAUACCGAUCAUUGGCUAUAUUGUGCUGCGCAACAUUUCGGGCAUUCUGCGCACCAGAUACUCGAGUUUCUUUGCCUGGUUUGGUCGCAUCUCGCUGGAGCUGUUCGUCUGCCAGUAUCACAUUUGGCUGGCCGCCGAUCGGCACGGUGUCCUGGUGCUGCUGCCGGGCUUUCCCACGCUCAACAUGAUCAUCACAUCGUUCAUAUUCGUGUGCGCCUCGCACGAAGUGCAUCGCCUCACCCAAAUCCUGUUGCCCUAUGCCGUUCCCAACGAUUGGCGGCUCGUCAUGCGCAAUCUUGUCAUAUUCCUCAUUGUGCUCAUUCCGGUGGCCAGAUCCGAUGGCAUGUUCUAAAUGCAAAUCCAAACGAUGCGAUGUCAAUUGCAAUCAAAUUGCCUCUCCUCAAUCAUAUAUAUAUUUUGUUUCCUGUUUCCUGUUUCUAUUCCUGUUGCUGUUGUUUUGGUUGUUCUCGGGUUUCGUUCCAAUUGUAUUCCAAAGUACGCUUUAAUCAAUUAUUAUGCGAGUAUGCAAAAUGAUAAAUCGCAAUUAGAUUUAGGAGGAGAAAAUUAGCUUUACAAAUUGCACAAUAUACUUAUUAAUUAAUGACGUGCAGGAAAUGUAAUUUAAAUGUCGGCAUAUAUAACAAGACACACACACACACACAC
This is a messenger RNA of Drosophila grimshawi, 3202 nucleotides long. Its product is annotated as N-acetylneuraminate 9-O-acetyltransferase. The record is from RefSeq and is a predicted model, not a curated record. Bases 168 to 2891 code for a protein of 907 amino acids. The transcript has 3 exons. NCBI's taxonomy places the organism in Eukaryota, Metazoa, Arthropoda, Insecta, Diptera, Drosophilidae.